CUUUUCUGGCUCUCAGAUCCAUAGAUGCUUCAUUUAGUUUCAUCUCGGCUAUAUUGCAUGUAGCCGACGACCCUCAUAAAUACCGUGAGAACAUUUGGACUACUGCAUAAACGUCAAAUUAUCAUUACAAUUCAACGAUACGAAAAUAUGGCUCCCUCAGAAGACAACCUAGGAUUCAAAUGUGCGAUCAUAACCGGUGGUGGUGGCGGCAUCGGCAAGGUGAUGGCCCAACAUUUCAUUUCGAAGGGCAAAAAAGUCAUCAUUGCGGGACGCACAGAGUCGAAACUACAAGAAACAGCAAGAGACAUCGGGGCUGUCGACUAUUACGUGCUGGACACGGGCAAGGUCGAACAGAUCCCCGACUUUGUCAAACGUGUCACCAAGGAACACCCUGACCUAGACUGCCUCGUCAACAACGCCGGGGUGCAACGCCCUCUGGAGAUUCUCAAAGACGACGAUUUCCUCUCCAAGGCGGACCAAGAAAUUGACAUCAAUAUCCGAGGCCCAAUGCAUCUGGCUCUAGGCCUGUUACCACACCUUCAGACCAAGGAAUCCGCCCUUAUCAUAAACGUGUCGAGUGUACUGGGCUUCAUACCAUUCUCCAUCAUCAACCCCGUCUACAACGGCACCAAAGCUUGGCUGCACUUUUGGAGCAUGAAUCUUCGCACACAGCUCAAGCACGGCGGUUCCAAAGUCAGAGUUGUAGAAAUUGCGCCACCGACAGUAGCAACUGACCUGCACCGAGAGCGAUCGGAUCCAGACGACAACAAGAAGGAGAAUAAUCCGGAUGCCCUCAGCGUGGAUGAGUUUAUGGAGGAAGUUGCUAGUAAAUUGGAAGACGGUAUCGAGACCAUCGGGCCGGGGAUGGCUGGAGAGGUCAUUGACAGAUGGUAUGGUGCGUUUGGUGAGCAAUACGCAAAGGCAGCUGGGAGCAAAUAGGUGGAUCAUUUAUCAAAGUGCGCAGAUAUCACAUACGUUACCUAAAUAGUAUUUCUCAAUCCGAGAUUGCAUCCCCUAUUACUGAUAAUAUGAACGACUCACCGGAACUCUACACGGAG
Messenger RNA from Colletotrichum acutatum, 1058 nucleotides. RefSeq names its product short-chain dehydrogenase. The transcript has a single exon. The coding region runs from base 148 to 939 and encodes 263 amino acids. Gene Ontology annotation, cellular component: membrane. NCBI's taxonomy places the organism in Eukaryota, Fungi, Ascomycota, Sordariomycetes, Glomerellales, Glomerellaceae. The record is from RefSeq and is a predicted model, not a curated record.